AAAUCAGCUGAUCGCAACAACCAAAACAAUUUUUCAAAAUAUUAUUGUCAAUUGUGUUUAUAUAUUUAAGAUGUUUAAAAAAUUUAAACAAUUAUUAAAUAUAAAUAUCAUUAUACAGUGAAAAAAAGAACUUAAGCGUAAUUAGUGAAUAUUAGUGUUUAUAUAAUUAAAAUUUGAAUAUUCAAAAAUAUAUCCUCAUGGAAGAGGCUGAAGUUGUGGAGCAUUUUUUUGGUGUUUAUCUUUUGUAUUCAAUGAAUGAAAAAUAUAAAGGAAGAACUUAUAUUGGUUACACAGUUAAUCCAAAUCGUCGUUUAAAGCAACAUAAUGGUGGAAUUAAAUUUGGAGGAGCUUAUAGAACCAAUAAACGUGGACCUUGGAAAAUGAUAUUAAUUGUUCAUGGAUUUCCAAAUUCAACUUCAGCUUUAAUGUUCGAGUGGGCAUGGCAACAUCCAGCGUCGAGCCGUCGAUUAAAACACAUAAAACCACGAAAAAGUCGUCAAAAAUUAUUUGAUUAUUGUCUCGAUAUUCUCACGGCAAUGUUAAAUGUUGGUCCAUGGUGUCGUUUACCAUUGACAGUGAGAUUUUUCGAUGAUGAUUUCUAUUUGAAAUAUAUGUCAAUUAUUUCACCGCCAUUACAUAUGCCAAUAACACAUGGGCCAAUAAUUCCCAAGAAACUUGGAAGUGAAAAGAAGAAAAAAAGAAAAAAACAAAUUUCAUCCAUUGCUACUGUUGCUGAUGCUGCUGCAACAUUAUCGACAGUAAAAAAUAAUAAUUGUUAUUUUUGUUAUUUGCCAAUUAUUGAAAAUAAUGAUAAAAUAACUUGCGUUCAAUUUGAUUGUAAACUUGUUGCACAUAUUGUUUGUCUUGGUAAAUCAUUUUGGAAAAAUGAUGGAAUGAUUUUGCCAAUUAAUGGAAUUUGUCCCAUUUGUAGUACCGAUGUUUUAUGGGGUGAUUUAAUACGAAAAAUGAUUGGUUGCAAUUUACAUUUGACAAAUGAUUUAAAAUCAGUAGAAAGUGAGGCGAAUUUUAUUAUUUUAUCCGAUGAUUCUGAUUUUGAAAAGUAGAUCAUUUUUUUUUACGAAUUUUUAGGAAAAAUAAAUUUUUGAAAUUUUCGAAAAAAGAAGAAUUAUAGAAAAGUAAUUUUUUUUUAUUUUCACGAGAUUUUUAAUUGAAAGAAAGAAUUUUUUUUUUUUCUACAAAUUUUUCGACAAUAAUUGAAUCGAAAAAAUGUUAAAAUUAUUAAAAUUUUAUUUAGCAAAAUGAAAAAAAAUUUGUCAAUGAUUUUGAGUAAAAAUUUUUUUUGUAAAUAAUUAAAUUAUCGAAGAAUUAUAUUUUAAAAAUUAAAUGGAAAAUAAUAAAAUUUGCCAACAGUUUUAGGAAAUAUUUCUUGUAAAUUAGAAAUAAUUUUAUUUUAUUAAA
Messenger RNA from Leptopilina boulardi, 1419 nucleotides. RefSeq names its product structure-specific endonuclease subunit slx1 (gene slx1). Gene Ontology annotation, molecular function: 5'-flap endonuclease activity; crossover junction DNA endonuclease activity. The record is from RefSeq and is a predicted model, not a curated record. The coding region runs from base 198 to 1064 and encodes 288 amino acids. Gene Ontology annotation, cellular component: Slx1-Slx4 complex. Gene Ontology annotation, biological process: double-strand break repair via homologous recombination. The transcript has 3 exons. Lineage: Eukaryota; Metazoa; Arthropoda; Insecta; Hymenoptera; Figitidae.